Eucalyptus grandis is the source of this 1986-nucleotide messenger RNA. RefSeq names its product probable disease resistance protein At4g27220. The transcript has 2 exons. NCBI's taxonomy places the organism in Eukaryota, Viridiplantae, Streptophyta, Magnoliopsida, Myrtales, Myrtaceae. The record is from RefSeq and is a predicted model, not a curated record. Gene Ontology annotation, molecular function: ADP binding. The coding region runs from base 1 to 1986 and encodes 661 amino acids.
AUGGCCGAGGCAAUUGCUUACCCUGUUGCAUCCAAUCUUUUGUCGAAACUCGGCGAGUGUCUGUUUGCUCCUAUUGGACGCCAGUUUGGGUACGUGCUGUGCUACAAGUGCUACGUCGAAGAUCUGAAAAAUGGAGUCAAGGAGCUAGAGAUUGCAUGGGAAAGGGUGCAGCACGACGUCCAAGAUGCCAAGAAUAACGGAAAACCCAUAUACACCGAUGUUGAGAAUUGGCUGAAGUGUGAAAGUGCAAACAAUGCUUGCUUCUGUGGGUGGCUUCCCAAUCCCGUGGUGCGCCAUCCAAUUGGCAGGAAGGUAAAGAAGAUAACUAAAGUCAUUCUGGGACUCCAAGAGAAAAGCCCAAAUAAUAAAUUCCAGAAGGUCUACUAUGAGAGUUCUCCGAUAGGAAUUGCCAGUGCUACCACUUACAACAAAGAAGAUCUCCCAGAGUCCAGGGCCAAAAUCAUGGAGGAUGUAAUGAGGGCUAUAGUUGAUGACAAGGUCUGUGCGAUUGGGGUGUGGGGAGCAGGUGGAGUUGGCAAAUCCAAGCUUUUGGAGGAUGUGGAAAGGCAAAUUAAGGAACAAAAGCUGUACGACGUGGUUGCCAAGGCAAAUAUAUCACGAAGUCCAGACCUAAAAAGAAUUCAGGGAGAAAUCGCUCACGCAUUGGGCUUGAAGCUAAUGAAUGAGAAAACUACAUAUGGUAGAGCUAAUUGUUUACGUAAGAGGUUAGAGAGUGAUAAUGAGAAAAAUAUUCUCAUAAUUUUAGAUAAUUUGUGGGAGAAGCUUGAGUUGAAGGAAGUUGGAAUCCCUUGUGGAGAUGAUAAUAAAGUAAGAGGCUGUAAACUAUUGCUAACGUCUAGAUACCGAGAUGUUUUGCGCAUUGACAUGUGCUCUAACCAACAAUUCCAACUCAAUGAGUUGGAGGAUGGAGAAGCACAGAGACUUUUCGAAAGGAUAGUGGGGGACAAAGUUAAGAAUCCCGAGUUUACAAGCUUGGUGAGGAGAGUGGUCAAGAAUUGUGGAGGCUUGCCACUUUUGAUUGUUUCGUUGGCAAAAAGGUUGAAGCACGAAGAUUUGGCUGCAUGGAGGAAUGCUUCGACCUAUAUAGAUGUGUCGAAUGUAAAAUCACUAGUGGAAACAAAUUACAAUGACUUAAAAGAUGAGAGGAUUAGAUCAUUGUUCCUGAUUUGUGCUCUAGAGUCUGGGAGAAUUUCACUUAGGGAUAACUUUAUCUACUGCAUGGGUUUGGGUUUAUUUAAAAAAUUCAGCAACACCCUCGAAAAUGCUAGAGAUAGGUUGAUUAUGGAUCUACAUAGCCUGCAGGACUCUUCUUUGUUACUAGAUAGUAAUGACACGGAAAAGUUUAGAAUGCAUGACAUAUUUGUUGAUGCGACCAUCUCUAUUUUGUCCACGGAAUGGAACGCCUUGGUCGGGAGGAAGGAUUUUGGGUUUAAAGAAUGGUCAACGCAUGAGCUCAGAGAAUGCACCGCAAUAUCCUUCUUAUUGGUUGGCAUUGAUGAGCUUCCUAAAAAUUUGGAUUGCCCAAACUUGAGGAUGCUUCUACUAGCCGAACACAACCAGUCUCUCAAAAUUCCCGAGUCAUUUUUUGAGUCUAUGGAGAAGCUCCAAGUCUUGGACAUUACUGGCUUAUCUUUCACUUCUCUACCCCCAUCGAUUGAGCUCCUUGGAAACCUCAAGUCCUUAUGUCUUGAUGACUGCCAUCUAGAGGAUGUAACUGUUCUUGGAAAGCUAAAAAGAUUGCAAUUCCUAAGUUUCUUCAAAUCAGCAAUCCCUCGACUGCCCAAAGAAAUAGGUGAAUUAACAGAAUUGAGAUUUUUGGACUUGACAGUGCACUGGCUCAAAGUUAUUGAACCAGGUGUGCUCAAAAGCUUGGUUAAUUUAGAAGAACUGUAUAUGGAAGACAGUUUGAUCAGUGGGAGGCUGAGGAUGAAGCACCGCCAAGCAAUGCCAGCCUGGCUGAGUUGA